This is a messenger RNA of Quercus robur (English oak), 2105 nucleotides long. RefSeq names its product protein trichome birefringence-like 23. The coding region runs from base 325 to 1740 and encodes 471 amino acids. The record is from RefSeq and is a predicted model, not a curated record. Lineage: Eukaryota; Viridiplantae; Streptophyta; Magnoliopsida; Fagales; Fagaceae. Gene Ontology annotation, molecular function: O-acetyltransferase activity. The transcript has 3 exons. Gene Ontology annotation, cellular component: Golgi apparatus.
GAACUACAAGUGCCAAAUCCAACCUUUCUCUUUUUAAACUAAUAAUUUCCUCGUAUUUUCCAUCUUGAGAUUGAAACUUGUCUGUUCCCAACAAUCACGGCAAUUUUAAUUUUAAUUUUUUUUUUUUUUAAAUCACGGCGUAUACAUUUAUUUUUAUAUCGUACUUCAGUGUCGGUCACUUGAAUCUAUUCUCCAAUCAAUACCAUCCUUAUUCCUUGCUCAUCAUAUUCAAGAAUUUUAACUCAAAAUACUACAUAGUUAAAAGCAAGCUCCAAAGAAAGCAACUUGAACCAGCACAGUCCAAGUCUUUCAGUGGGUAGAAAAAUGAAGCUCAAUUGGUUUAGAAACAAGCAGAACCAUAUGCUUGUGAAGUUAGUGGUUGCCAUUCUGUUGAUGGGUUUUGCUUUUCGUCUUGUUUUCUUUCGUUCCACAACAGUUUCUCCCAUCUUAGAACAAACCCCUAUUGCCCGGAAAAGUGUGCUUCCAAAUCCAAAUCCAAGUCCAAGUCCAAACCCAAACCCAAAAACUGUUUCUCCCAUCUUAGAAGAAACGAAUAUUUCCCAGAAAAGUGUGGUUCCAAUUCCAAUUCCAAUUCCAAAUCCAACUCCAAACCCAAACCCAAACCCACCUGUUUAUGUGCAAGUUCAAGGAAAUGAAGGUCAGGUGCCUCCAAAAGAAAAUUUUGAAGAAAAAUGUGAUCUUCUUACUGGGGAUUGGAUACCUAACCCAUUAGGUCCUACGUACACUAAUCGGAGCUGCUCAUUAAUUGAAAGUCAUCAGAAUUGCAUUGAUAAUGGGCGGCCAGAUAGAGGGUACCUGUACUGGAGGUGGAAUCCAAGAGAUUGUGAGUUACCUCCUUUUGAUCCAGAGAGAUUUCUUGAGACGAUGAGGGACAAAACAUGGGCACUAAUUGGCGAUUCAAUAUCUCGCAACCAUGUCCAGUCAUUGCUCUGCAUGCUCUCACAGGUAGAACAAGCUGUUCAAGUUUACCAUGAUGAAGAUUAUAGGUCCAAAAGAUGGCAGUUCCCCUCUUACAACUUCACUAUCUCAGUUAUUUGGUCCCCCUUCCUUGUAAAAGCAGAUAUUUUUGAGGACUUUAAUGGUGUUUCAACAUCUGAAGUUGAGCUGUAUCUCGACAAACUUGACAAGAAGUGGACUGAUCAAUACCAGAAAUUGGAUUACAUGAUAAUUUCAAGUGGGAAAUGGUUUCUAAAAACUGCAAUCUAUCAUGAGAAUGACACAGUGUUGGGCUGUCAUUACUGUCCUAAAAGAAAUUUGACGGAGUUGGGAUUUGAUUUUGCUUAUCGGAAAUCCCUCCGGUUUGUAUUGGACUUCAUAGUAUCGUCCAAUCACAAGGGCCUGAUAUUUUUUAGGACAUCCACGCCAGAUCACUUUGAGAAUGGAGAGUGGUCUAGUGGAGGGAAUUGCCUCAGAACAGCACCAGUUAAAGAAGGUGAGAUGGAACUGAAUGAAUUAAUUAGGAUCCUGCGUAAGGUAGAGCUAGAGGAGUUUGAGAAGGCAGCACUUAAAGCUUCUGAAAACGGGGUGAACCUUAAACUUCUUGACUUAACUAUGCUUUCACUUUUGCGGCCUGAUGGGCAUCCAGGUCCAUAUAGAGAGUUUUAUCCAUAUGCAAAGGACAAAAACGCCACAGUUCAGAAUGACUGUUUGCAUUGGUGCUUACCUGGCCCAAUAGACUCUUGGAACGAUGUGAUUAUGGAGAUGGUUGUAAAUGGCUAAUUAUUUCACCAUAGUUUUGAUGCAUGAAACAUAUGUUCUCCAUUUCAGGUUUUGAAAAAUAUUGGAUAUGAGAAUUAUUCUUGCAGGAGUUGAGAACAAGUGAUACAUUCCCAAUUUCCCGCCCGGUGUUUGAUAAGAUUGGCCUUUCAGGUAUACCUGUAAUGUCAUCUACUCAUCUUUCCCUCGGGUUAUCUGUUUGGUGUCAACCAGCCCUGUUAGCGGAAUUUAUCUUCUAUGUGAAAUGUGUCGGAGGAUACAAAAAGAAGACGGGGUUAAUUGUAACUUGUAUUGUUAUUUAUAAUUGACAUUGUUUUAUAAUCACAAAUUCAAUAGUAAAAUCUAAUUGCAUCUGAAGUUAAGAGCUC